Messenger RNA from Theobroma umbraticum, 774 nucleotides. RefSeq lists its product as uncharacterized. NCBI's taxonomy places the organism in Eukaryota, Viridiplantae, Streptophyta, Magnoliopsida, Malvales, Malvaceae. The record is from RefSeq and is a predicted model, not a curated record.
CGACACAACACAAGACAAGGAUCCCAGGCAUCUUUUCUGUGUUUCUGAGCAGAAGACCGGACAGAAAUCAGAUUUUAAGAGAAAGGUUUCAGGAGUUUGAAAGCAUGGGGACAAGAGAGGUAUACGAGGAAAAACUAAGGAAUGGGAAUCUCUACCAUGAUCCAACCAUCAACCCUGGCUUAGGUUCCGCUCGUUGCCCUCGUUGUCUCUCUCUCUUAAACCCUGAUUCUGACAAAGCCGAAUGGACCAUUACUUCGGUUUUACAUGACGCAACUGCCGUGGCUGGCUCUGGUAUUGGGGGAAUGCUUAGUGCUGUACAUGGUUUCAAUACAGGGAUCCCUUUCCUUCAAAGUCGCAUUAAGGGACCAAAGUGGCUCCCUUUUGUAACUGGGAUUCCUCUGCUGCUAAUGUUUUCAGGUGCCAGUGCAGCAUUUGGAGGUUAUGCACUUCCAAAGUUUGCUCAACUCACUGUGACUUCCUAUUAUGCUGCCUCAAGUGCCUCACAUUAUGGAAUUUCACUCCUCACUCGACACGUUGAGAAGACCUACACUACUCGGAGCCAACAAGAGAGGCUAAGAUGACUUCUUGCUGGUGCACUUAUAAAGAAUCUACUUUCAUCUGUUUUCUAAUCAAUAUAAUACCUAUGUGCAUAGAACUUUUGGAUAGAAUUUUGCUUUUUUGUUUUUAUUUUAAUUUCUUUUCUUCAAUUUCCCAUAAGUGUGACAUUUUUGUAUCCUUUUAAAGUUAAUAUAUAACAGUGUUGCUAUAUUCUUA